This is a messenger RNA of Mercenaria mercenaria, 1155 nucleotides long. RefSeq lists its product as uncharacterized. The transcript has 4 exons. The record is from RefSeq and is a predicted model, not a curated record. NCBI's taxonomy places the organism in Eukaryota, Metazoa, Mollusca, Bivalvia, Venerida, Veneridae. The coding region runs from base 163 to 627 and encodes 154 amino acids.
CAUACGUAUCAAAUCAAUGUGUUAUUAUUCUUCAAUUUCUUUCAGUUAAAUAUCGAAAAUAUGUAAAGUUCCGUGCUGUGACCUAGUGCUGAACUGUUGAGGAACCAAAUUGAAGGCUAUACACUGUUAGAAGAGGUCGGAAUAGUGCAAAAAGUUUCGAGGAUGUCUGCUGUAGCUAUAUUAAAACUGGUAGCCACGUUAUCCAGUGGAUUCUACUUUCACGGCUGUUUAUACAUGAGCGUGAUUGAACAUCCAGCCAGAAAGGGUCUUCCUAUCACAACCUUUAUACUGCAAUGGCGUCGUAGUUGUCACCUAGCAAAGAUGAUUUUUGUUCCAACAGAAAUCCUGUGUUUAAUUUCGACUUUUUGGCUUUAUUUCAUGGAUCCUGUUGAGCAAGCCAGUUUAUGGCUGAUAUGUCCAACGUGUAUAGUAGCUACUAUGACGUGGUCAGUGACAAAAAUUCGCCCAGACGUACAACGAACGACAAGUGAUGAUGUCAUUCAAAAGAAUGAGCCCCGGUGGAUUACAACAACAGUUGAUACUGUCAUGCAGCGACACAACGUCCGCACUGCUAUCGGUUUAGUGCUUCAUCUCACAGUAUUGACACUUUCGUUUCAAGGACGCUGAGUUAUGUUUGUUAUGCAAAUAUAGUCUUUGGCAUUGGAUAUAAAAUAAAGUUGAUUAUAAAAAGGAACAUUCCUAUUCAGGAAGGCAAUUUCUUCCUUUAAAAUAAAAAGUGGAAAAACACGACAUAAACGAACUAUUCAUGGCGGGUAGUGAAAUUGCAAUCUACCGUUCACGUCCUUUAGCCCAGGAUUGAGCAGAACUCAUAGUUUACACAUGGUAUAAAUACCAAAAUCUAAUUUUACAAAAAGGAAAUCAAACUUUCUUCUCAGCUUUAAUUCCAAGAUCAAAUAAAUUGAUACAAAACUAGUCAAAUGGUCAAGUAAUGACAAAAUGUGCAGAUUAUGGACAUCAAGAAAUUUUGUUUGUUUUUGUUUCAAAAUUCUUGCAGUCUAUAAUAAAAAUGGUAUAGAAAAAAGAAACAUUUUCGCGUAUGUUGCAAUUGGAAACUAAAUUGAUUCUGCAGCCAGCUACGUGUACUAAGACUGUAACAAAUCAGUUAUAUGUAACGGGAACAGUUUAAAAAAUAAA